AUGGAGUUUAUACGGGUGUCCCGGGGGGUUCUUGUCUUGGCCCUGAGCUUCCUCGUUGCCAACGCCUCUCUCGUCACUGCUUCCGAUGAACCCUGGAGCAAGUAUAUUCACAGUCCCGCGAGCCGGAACGUCUCGCCGGUGGGCGUCCACUCCAUCGAGGGAAACGUCUCGGUGAGGAACUGCAGUUCCGGCCGCCAGGUGAUCCGACUGCAGGCCGGCUCUCGCAUAUCACUCGACUUUGGCGUCGAGGUUGGCGGGCACGUCUCGUUCAACGCCAAGUCCGCCUCCUCGUCGCCCCUGUCCCUCGCGUACGCGGAGUCGCCGUACUUUGUGCGCGAGAUAAGCGACGACACGGGCGCGACGCCGGGGAUGGACUGGGACUCGGCCUACAACAUCACCCUCGACGACGGGCACGCGGAGCGGGCGGUGUGGUACCACACCCCGAGCGAGCGCUUCCGCGGGGGCUUCCGCUUCCUCACCCUCAACGCGCUCGAGGAUGUGGUCGUGUUUAACGUGACGUGCGAGAUCGGGUUCGCCCCUAACAUGGCCGACCUGAGGUCCGGCACCGGGUACUUCUACGCGGGCGACGCCGACGCCGACAUCCUCAACCGGAUAUGGUACGCGGGGGCGUACACCAUCCAGACCAACAUCGCGCCGGCCGACACGGGCCGCUGGCUGCCCCAGGUGCGCCCCGGCUGGGCCUACAACGCGACGUUGAGCGUGGCCUCGCCGGCGCUGGUGGACGGGGCCAAGCGGGACAGGGCCAUCUGGCCGGGCGACCUGGGGAUCCAGGGCCCGAUCGCCAUGAUGGCGUACGGCGCGCCGGGGAGGGAGAGCGUGCGCAACAGCCUGGCGACGCUCCUCCACUACCAGAACGCCACGACGGGCAUGCUGCCGUUCGCGGGCCCGGCCACGGGGAGCUUCCGCAGCGGCGCGAGGAGCGACACGUACCACACGUGGGCGCUCAUCAGCAUGUACGACUACGCCGUGUGGUCCGGGGACGAGGCGUGGGUGGCGGAGCACUGGGCCAGCAUCGCGCGCGGGGUCGAGUACGUCACGGCCAGGCUGGACGCGGAGACGGGGCUGCAGGAGCAGGUGAACGAGAACGACUGGGCGAGGAGGUACACGGGCGGGUUCAACUCGGCGCUCAACGCGCUCAACUACCACGCCCUGGCGUCUCUGGCGACGCUGGCCGGGCCCGGGGAGCAGGCGAGGUCGUGGGGGCAGGCGGCGGCGAGGAUCAAGAGGCAGUACAACGCGCUGCUCUGGGACGGGGCGACCGGGAUGUACCGCGACAACCCGGAGAGCGGCCUCCACGCGCAGGACGGCAACUCGCUCGCCCUGCUGUACGGGCUGGCGGAGACGGGGGCGCAGCGCGCGGCGGUGAGCGAGGGCCUGGAGCGCAACUGGAACGGCAUCGGGCCGAGGCUGCUGCGGCGGCUGUGGGGGUACCUCCUCGACGAGGGCAGCGGGCUCUUCACGGGGUCGACGUUCGUGGAGGGGCUGGCGGCCAACGGGAGCCUGUACUACCGGUCGGAGCGGUCAUACAAAUACGAUGCGGCGUACACGUCGCUGGCGCAUGGCUGGAGUUCGGGGCCGACGACGGCGCUGGUGACCGGCGUGCUGGGGCUGCGUCUGGAGGAGAUUGGGGGCCGGAGAUGGUCGUUGAGGCCGCAGCUGGGGGAGCAACUCAAAAGCGUCCAGGCCGGGUUUGAGACCGGGCUGGGGUGGUUUGAGGGCAAGGUGACGGUCGGCGAGGAUGGGGAUGUAGAGGUGGAGGUUACCGCUCCCAAGGGGACAAAGGGGAGGAUUGUGUUUCCGGAUGCGGCAAAAGGACGAGUACGAGUAAAUGGGAGGGAGUUUAGGCGCCAGCCGGAGGAGACGGUGUUGGUGAUGGACCUGGAGAUGUAG
Clonostachys solani is the source of this 1911-nucleotide messenger RNA. Lineage: Eukaryota; Fungi; Ascomycota; Sordariomycetes; Hypocreales; Bionectriaceae. The record is from the annotation of a GenBank genome assembly.